Messenger RNA from Babesia sp. Xinjiang, 1305 nucleotides. RefSeq lists its product as uncharacterized. The record is from RefSeq and is a predicted model, not a curated record. Lineage: Eukaryota; Apicomplexa; Aconoidasida; Piroplasmida; Babesiidae. The transcript has a single exon. Bases 1 to 1305 code for a protein of 434 amino acids.
AUGGGACCCUUUGACAACCUAAUAACAAGCAGUGCGUGUAUACACCGCUUCAAGCUGCUGACAGGAGCCGGUUUAGAGAAGUUGUUGGUAACUGAGAUCUCCAGGGUCUCAAGAGAAUGUACAAUAGUGGCUGGUGGACCAUGUUACAUAGAUGCACAAGCCAAUCUAUACCAUCUAUGGAAGCUUAUGCUAGAGAGUCGACUCGCAGAUCAGUUAUGGAUGAACAUAUGUGAGCCUUUCCCUGUACGGCAUGCUCGUACAUUCAUACGUACUCUGAACAAUGCAGAAUGGCGUGGCUUCAUACCAUUCUCCGCAACACUGCCGCUACCGUAUGUGCGUGUAAAUGCCAAGGACUCGGAGUUGUACCAUACGGGGAUGAUCAAGAAGAUGGUCCAUGAGGUCAUCAAAGCUCACCGACACAAAUCAGUACAACUCCAAGGCGACGACCUGCCAGUGAUUCUUAAGCGCAAAGGUCAUCUGCCACUUUGUCCUACCCUAAUGGUCAACUUGGAUGCCGAUAUGUGCGAGGUUUUGGCCAACGCUUCGGGUGACCUGUGGGAACGCCCGUGGACAUCGACUUCCACAUUAGACUCACGUAUACGGCCAUCGGCAGUAUCAGCUAUCGCACUAAGGAUCGAUUUGGUCAAACAGCUCACAGAGAAUAACAUCAACACCAUAUGGGACCCGUUGUGCCACAACGGAACGUUGUUAUUGGAGCUCUAUUCACUUCUCAAUGGUCAUAGACUAAGGCAUAGGGGUCAUAUAUAUCCGCUAAGCAACUUCCCACUUAACUCACGAGAUGCUUACGAGGGUGCCAUGGAGUCGUAUGCUAACGAUGGCUAUGUUGGUCGCCCAUUACGCCUCUUGGGAACGGACAUCUUUGAUGGACAUGUGGAUGACGCUGUAUCUUGCUUGCAGCAAUAUCGCAAAACAAUGACACACGCAGAACGGAGAAAUGAUCCGCCAGAUGCAAAGGGCGGGUCACUUGUAUCGGUUACUGAGGGUGAUAUUUCCUUGGAAUUUUCAAACAUGCCAUUAGAGGACGUGGAGGUGGAUUGCAAAAGCACACUUAUAUUGACAAACCUCUAUUAUGGCAAUAAGCAAAAGCACAAGCAGUAUAUGCAUGCCCAAAAGAGGCUUGAAAUUUUCCUAGCAAAAGCGCCUAGUUCAAUCCUGCAAAAUGUAUAUGUAGUGGCAACAGACAGCUUGAGACGGCGUUCACGCUUCGAAUGGGAAUCUGAAUUAAAUUUUAACAACGGAGGUGUACUGGUAUCGUUGCUGAAGCUAGGGGGUGUUAAAACAUGA